Molecule: messenger RNA, 2409 nt
Organism: Klebsormidium nitens
Lineage: Eukaryota; Viridiplantae; Streptophyta; Klebsormidiophyceae; Klebsormidiales; Klebsormidiaceae
Source: the annotation of a GenBank genome assembly
GGUCGAUGGAGCCUUUCUCCGUCACUGGUGUCAGUGUCAAGGAAGCCAACAUGUUGCGGUUGUGCGGUUCUCUGUCGAUGGUUCAAGACUUGCCCCACGGGCUGCUCGUCCUCCUGCGCACAGUGGCGGUUUAUUGGUGCAUCUGCCUGUGUCUCACCUGCUGCGGCCCUCUCAUUGACGCUUGAUCGCGAAGGCUGUUGAAUUCAAGUCCAGCGACCACGCAGCAUUGCUAGGAUUCUCCGCAGUGUGGAUGACAUCUUCAGUUCAAGAAGCUCAAGCAAAGUAUUGGAUUUGAUAGUUCGAAAAAGCAGUGCGGUGCUUUAAGUGUGGUGUCAGAAGGAGGAGGCGCUUUCGGGCAGGAAGUUAGACAGCACGGUUGGUUGACAGUGUGGCAAGAUGGCGUCUUCCGGGGCUCUCCUGGUUGCUGCACCGGUUUCCCGAAUUACGUGUUCCAGCAUGAGCAUCAUCCGCCGUCCCGCUUUUUGCCUCUCCCAGCCAUGCACUCCCAUGGCAACCCACCCAAGGCCACGCAACCCAAUCCACAAUAGCGGGUUCUUCAGUAACCCAGCUUCAACCAGCACGCCCAGCCUCCUGAUAGCAGCAGGGGGCAAGAAAGACAAGCUGAAGAAGCGCCGGAAAGGGCGACGAGACUCCACUGUUCACAAAGCUCUGGGCCCGGGGGGUGAGAGUGUUCUCACGGUGACUUCGAGAUUGUCCCCUGAGGAGGUUUGGGAGAGGGAGGAGCGGCGAUGGGAGAGGGAAGAGCUGCGCUGGUUGAGGGAGGAACAGAGGUGGUUGAAGGAGGAAUCGCGGUGGGAGCGGGAACGUGAGGAGUGGGCCCAAGAAGAGGCCCAGUUGCAAAACCACAUUGAGGCGCUGCGAGCGUCCUUCGCUGAGACGCAGCUAGAGGCGCAGAGCCGAGCGGAUGCCAUGCGGCUGUCGAUCCAAGAGGAGUCGGCGCAAGCACAGAUGGUGGGCGAAGCCGCUUUGGGGGCGCAGCUAGCAAUUGAUGGAGAGCUCCAAUUGGCGCGCGCCAGGUGGCGCGAGGAGGAGCAGGCGCUGCUGGCCGAGGUGGACGCGCUCAAAACGGCUCUGGCGGAGGUACUAGACGAAGCAAACGCCAAGGCGGAAGCAGCCAGGAUGACGUGGCAGAAGCAUGAGGCGACGCUGCAGGCGGAGAUUGCGCAGUUGAAGCACUCCCUGCUGGAGGCCCAAGCGGUGGCGCAGGCGCGCAACGGAGGCAAGUCCGCGAAGCCCACCAAGCCGGCAAGCGAGAAGGCCCCCAAGAUGGAGAAGCCCGAGACGAUCGUAAGACCGGCGCCGACAGCGGAGGAGAUCAUCGCAGCUGUCGCUUCAAGGACGCCGACACCAAUGAAACCGGAGGUAAAGGGCGUCUUCAAGACCUCAUUUUCCAACGGCGCCGCCGCAACGAACGGCGCCCCCAAAACCGCCCCCCCUGCCGCGCACCGAACUUUGCGCUACGGCGCCGAAGGCCCCGACGUAAAAGCAGUCCAAGCAGAGCUCGAACGCCUCGGCUUCUACUGCGGCGAAGAAGAAAUGGAAGCGGAUGCAUACGAAGACGGGACCGAUACUGCGGUGAAGUCGUGGCAGUGCAGCGUGGGGGUGAGAGAAGACGGAGUCCUGACACCCGAGCUGCAGGUGCUCCUUCUCGGGGGGGUCGUCGCUGGGGCAAAGCAGGGGGGGGCGGCGGUAACGGAGGCGCGUGUUGAGCAGAAAGACAGAGAGGUGGAGAGCGAGCGGUUUGCGAGGACGGCGGCAGAGGGGAGCGUGUCUGGGAGCACCCGGCGGGUGUAUUUACUAGGGGAGAACAGGUGGGAGGAGCCAGAUCGUCUUGUUCCGAACAGCGCCAAGGCCAUGGCUGUUGGCAUGCAAAAGUGCUUCGCUUGCAAGGGGGAGGGCAAGGUCAUGUGCACUGAAUGCGAAGGAACAGGGGACAUGAACGUGGAAGAACAGUUUCUGAGUUGGGCGGGAGAGGAUCCCAGCUGCCCCUACUGCAACGGCACCGGUGCAACCGACUGUGACUCGUGCCAGGGGAGUGGCAUAGAGAAAAUCUUGAUCAGCUAGACGUUGGCUUCAGCUUUUACUUCUUGCGGCAUGGUGGUUUAGUAUAUAUGCUGAACAAUCCACGGAUAUGCAAUUGAUAGGUUGCUGUUGUGCUCGCUGUUGGAUUAAGCGUCUCGUCACGCUCUUAUUGUCAGGACGUAUGUUGGACGGAUCCUGUGCCUUCAGGGCGUCUCCCUCUCUUUGCUGCAUUUGGUGGUCAGACAACCUGGCAAGCCUUCAAUCAGAUUCCAUCACUGCCAAGUUGGCGGUGCUACCAUCAGUCGGACCUUACGUCAUGUGGAUUCAAACGACCGUUGGACUCCUGUCCAAGUUGUUAGCAUGGGC